AUGGAGAAGGAAAUGAAGCAAUCCAAAUUCAAGAGAAUUUGUGUGUUCUGUGGAAGUAGCCCAGGAAAGAAAAGCAGUUAUAAGGAGGCAGCUAUUGAGCUUGGAGAAGAAUUGGUUUCAAAGAACAUUGAUUUGGUUUAUGGAGGAGGCAGUGUUGGCUUGAUGGGGUUGAUUUCCCAAGCUGUUUAUGAUGGUGGUAGACAUGUCAUUGGAGUUAUCCCCAAGACACUCAUGCCUAGAGAGAUAACUGGAGAAACAGUGGGGGAAGUGAAGGCAGUAGCAGACAUGCACCAAAGGAAGGCAGAGAUGGCUAAGCACUCAGAUGCCUUUAUUGCCUUACCUGGUGGUUAUGGAACUCUUGAAGAACUUCUUGAAGUGAUCACGUGGGCCCAGCUGGGAAUCCAUGAUAAACCUGUGGGAUUGUUGAAUGUGGACGGGUUUUAUAACUCGUUGUUGUCGUUUAUUGACAAGGCUGUUGAAGAGGGUUUCAUUAGUCCAACUGCGCGACACAUAAUCGUUUCUGCCCCUACUGCUAAGGAGCUAGUGAAGAAAAUGGAGGAAUAUUUCCCACGCCAUGAAAGAGUUGCUUCAAAGCUAAGCUGGGAAAUUGAACAGCUAAGCUACCCCACAAUAUGUGACAUUUCAAGAUGA
Molecule: messenger RNA, 651 nt
Organism: Prunus armeniaca (apricot)
Lineage: Eukaryota; Viridiplantae; Streptophyta; Magnoliopsida; Rosales; Rosaceae
Source: the annotation of a GenBank genome assembly